UCUUGUUCUUGCUCUUGUCUUUGUCAGUCACCAUUUUAUGAUACCUUGGUGUUGUGUAAAGUGUUUGCGCUUUUAAACUUGUGGUAUUUUUAUUGUUUUCUUGUGGUUUAUCCUAGCUUGGUAAAAUUGGUGCUAUAAUAUUCUCCAUAUCCUGAGUACGGAUCUAAAUUUCUGGUCAAAUUUUGCUGGCUAUGCAUGGUCCUAAUUUGUGUCGAGAAGUCCGAACUUAGAGGACAACUCGAGUAAAUGCAAGUUACGCAGGCAGAUUCGGGUUCCCGCAAAAGACCAGGUGUGAACGAUACAUCACCACCUAAUUGUGAUAAAAUGAAAAAGUACAUUAGAUCUAAGAUAGAUCAUAAUGAAACUACUAGCCGUGCAUCGCCACCUUCACCAUCUGAUCCGUAUGCAUCUAGCUAUGUGAUAAAGGAAAAUGUGAAACCUGAAGUGCAACCUCCAUUACCUCUAGAUCCACCACCACCUGAUGAACCACCAAAUAUGGAUAUAGAAUUAAAGAAAGAAAUCAUAGACUCAGAUUAUCAGAGUCCUGGAGAGGAGUCGCCAGAUGCUUUAAGUCAAGAUGGAGCUGAUUUAAAAUCCAAUGAUGACGAUGAUGAUGAUGACUCUGAUAAACCAAAACCAAUGUGUAGAGAUUUUAUCAGAGGCACAUGUACACGACCAGGAACAUGCAAAUUUAGUCAUAAAUGUGAUAUAUCGCAACUGUAUGGUGUUUAUGUAUUUUGUAGAAACUACCAAAAUUCUGUAUGCACUCGUCCUAAUUGCAAAUACGUACAUGCCUCAGUAUUUGAAGAGCAGCACUUUUAUAGAACAGGUGAAUUGCCUGCGCAUGCUUUGGCUCAUCAUAAGAAACAUAUACUGCCUCCACCACCACCACCACCUCCACCUCAAGAAGCACCACCAAAUAUUCCACCAGUAUUUAAGGUUCCUCCGCCUCCAAUACGUGUGAGAAUGACCAGACCCCCUCCCCCCAUAAGUUGUAUUCCAACAAGCAAAUUAGAAGCUCGGCCGUUUGCAGAUAUAAGAGACAGUCCCAGCACAUCGCCAUUGAAACGCGAAUGGCCGUGUAUUAAUAAUUGUUCGUCCCGAGAUGAUGGUCCUGAUUCAGAAAGUGGUCAAAAAAGAUGCAGAAAUUGUAAAUAUAUAGAAUUGAGAUUCUUACAUGGAAGAGAAACACUGGUUCCGAUGAAUCUUAUAAGAGCAGAGUUAAUGAAAGAGAAGUGUGAAAAGUUGCAGAAGGCUACAUUAGAAAUGCAUAACCAAAUAGAUCUACUAAAUAAAAGGCGCGAGAAACUGUAUUCGACAUUAAUGACUUUGUUCAAACCAACGUACCAAGCCAAACCUGCCGCUACCAGUGGACCGAUAUCGUCGCCGAAUUCAGGGGAGAGGCAAACGUGGUUACUGGAGCAGAUGAGCAGUGCAAUCAAUUCCAAUCUUAUUCCUGGAAUGCAGGAUGAUGCAAAUAGGCACAUAAUUAAUGGCAAUCCUGUCAUGUCAAGCUUAGUAACAAAACUAUUGCAAGUUUAUAGACAACACAUGCUGUCAGAUCCUUCUAGAAAAACAUAACGAAGGUUAAACACGUGUAGUUGUAUAGAUGGACUUAGAAAAGAUGAAUUUAGUCAACAUCCAUUGAAAAUGCAGUGUACUUAUAUGCUUUAUAUUUCUAUGUUAUGCAAUACAACAGA
This is a messenger RNA of Papilio machaon (common yellow swallowtail), 1700 nucleotides long. Its product is annotated as pollen-specific leucine-rich repeat extensin-like protein 2. NCBI's taxonomy places the organism in Eukaryota, Metazoa, Arthropoda, Insecta, Lepidoptera, Papilionidae. The transcript is spliced from 10 exons. Gene Ontology annotation, molecular function: metal ion binding. The coding region runs from base 247 to 1581 and encodes 444 amino acids. The record is from RefSeq and is a predicted model, not a curated record.